Molecule: messenger RNA, 2920 nt
Organism: Daucus carota subsp. sativus
Lineage: Eukaryota; Viridiplantae; Streptophyta; Magnoliopsida; Apiales; Apiaceae
Exons: 3
Coding region: 182-2608 (808 amino acids)
Cellular component (GO): nucleus
Molecular function (GO): transcription corepressor activity
Source: RefSeq, a predicted model, not a curated record
ACAGUAGAUACAACUUUUUAUUUUAUUAUUCUCAAUUUUCUCUCUCUCUAAAACUGCGACCAGCGAGAGAGAGAUAGCGAGAAAGAGAAAGAGAGAGAGAGUCUUGCAUAUUUCCUCUCUCUAAAACACCUCGGUCUCGUCACGAAUUAACCCCAAUGAAACCUUAGCUUCUUCACACAAGAUGGAGACGGAAAAAUUGGACCAGAAUGGGGAUUGUAGUAUGGACUUGUCUGAUGACCAGUUGCUCAAUACAGAAUCUUCUGAUGCAUGCGGCGUGUUUGAUGAACCAGAGUUGGUUCCUCGUGUUGGCGAUGAAUUCCAGAUUGAAAUUCCAGCCCUUGUCACAGGACCUGAGUAUUAUUACUAUUUGAAGUCCCCAGUUGAUGCUGAAAACAGGGGUCAUGUUCCCUCUGAUUUUGGGCUGGGAUUGUCAGUACCAGUCACGUGGAACAAGAAUGUUAACAAGGUUAUGAAAAAGGGAGAGCAGGACUUUUCUGGUCAUUCAACUGAAAGUGUUGAAGAGACAGUAGACGGAUACCAAGGGUCAAGCAAUUUUUUGGUUCCUGGGGUUUGUGCCGACGUAUGGAAUGAUAUCGAAGAGGAGAGCUUUCUCCUAGGUUUGUACAUCUUCGGGAAGGAGUUUUCCCAGUUGAAGAGGUUUGUUGGAAGCAAGAAGAUGGAAGAUAUACUUUUCUUAUAUUAUGGGAAGUUUUAUCGGUCUGUUCAGUUUACUAGAUGGACAAAAAUCACAAAACGCCGCAAAGUGAAAACCAAAAAGUGUGCAUAUGGCCAACGGAUGUUUAGUGGUUUGGGGCUACGGGAACUGCUAUCUAGGAUUCUUCCCCAUGUGUCAGACGAGCGCAAGAAAGAGCUGAAAGAGGUCUCUACAAAAUUUGCAGAGGUGUGUGUAUCAUUAGAAGACUAUGUAUCCACCUUGAAGGAUAUAGUUGGCUUAAAAACUUUUAUUGAGGCAGUUGCUAUAGGCAAAGGAAAGAAAGAUCUCACAAGCAUGGCCAAUGGCCUUCCCCGCCCAAAAGUACCAGUCAAUAAACCAUACUCUUCUCUCACGCAUUCUGAGAUUGUCAACAUCCUAACAGGUGGUGAUCGCUUAAGCAAAGCUAAAUCUAACAAUCUCUUUUGGGAAGCUGUCUGGCCGCGUUUGUUGGAAAGAGGGUGGCACUCCGAACAGCCAAAGAACCAAGCUUAUGUUCCAGGUGCAAAUAAUUCCCUUGUCUUUCUUACGCCCGGUGUUAAGAAGUUCUCAAAAAGCAGGUUAAAACGAGGAAACCAUUAUUAUGAUUCUGUUACUGAUAUUCUAAGUAAAGUUGGUUCGGAACCAGAGCUUCUUAAGCUUGACACUGAAAAAGAUGAAGGGAAGAAAGAAGACGAAAACGGGUGGGUUGAGAUGAAUAAUGAAGAAGAAAAGCUGCCGGAAAAGCGUCACUGCUAUUUGCAGCCUCGGACUCCAAGUCGUGAUGUGAACAUCAUAAAAUACACUGUUGUUGAUACAAGCCUUGCUAAUGGGAAAUUUUAUAGAGAACUGAGUGCCUUGCCAAAGGAUGUGUUUAAAAUGGAUUCUUUAUCUGAGGAAAGUGAUAAUGGUACUUCUGAGGUCUCAACAAAUGAAUCAGACUGCGCAAAUACCAUGUUUGUGAAUCAGGAGACGAAGUCCACUAGAGGAGAUAAGAUUCUCUCUGAAAGAGGCGAGACUCUUAACAGUAGUUCUGACAAACCAGUUCAAAUCAGAGGUCCAUAUUCCUUAAAAGUAGAAGAAAAAGGCAAGCCUAAUAAGCUGUAUGGCGACAAGCAGACAAGGAAGCCAGUAAGGAGUCACUUGAGCCAAAAGUUAAAGCGAAAUGAUCUGGAUAACUUAGCUUCAACCACAAAACAGCUUAGGACGAUGCUUGCUUGUAGUAAUGAGGAGAUAGGUUCUGGCCGUAGUACUCUUCCAUUGGUUACAAAGUUAGAAGAAGAUGCACAUGGUUGCUGCACAGACAAUCAUGAUCCAAACGUCAAAGCUCUUGAAGUAGUAGGUUCUUCUCAAGAUAGGCUGUCAUUCACCAUAUCACCUAAAGGUAGCUCCCCUCAGAGUACUGAAGAUGCUCACAAUGAUGACUCUCAUGGUCCAGAAAAUCCUCAAUCCCGACCAUUAAUUGACUUAAACUUGCCUCAACAACCAGUAGAAUUUGAAGAUGGUAUUUUCAUGACAGAUUCGACAAUCAUGCAAAAUGAUAUUACAAGCAAGCAACGGGAUGAUCUCUGUGCAGCGAAAACCUCUGCAGAUAUUAGUCUUCCUGAGCAGCCAGUUAACAUAAACUCUCGGAGACAGAGUACUAGGAAUCGGCCACCAACUGCAAGAGCAUUGGAAGCUCUUGUAAACGGAUAUCUAACAGCAGCGACAAGGCGGAAGGAUUCACAUGAAGCCUCCAGAGCAAGGCCUCAUAAACGUAGCCGCAUCGAAGUUGCAGCAACAGAUGAUGUAACAACAAAUGAUGCUGUCAUGGUUGGAGAGAGUGGAAGUCAUACGAUUGAUGAUGGUAACGUCAACAUGAUUGACAAACUUCAGAUUCUGUCAAACGAAAGUGGUUCUCAUGUCUCGAACCCCUAAAUAUUCUUAUCAGAUAUGAAUUCACCAAGGGAGUUGGAACAGAUAGAGGAGAAAACUCCAUGUUCUUUGACAAUCAUGCAAGAUUAUGACAUUGGUGGUUGUUCCAAAUUAUGUAGGUAUUAGACAAAGCAGAAACUAUAGACAUAAAUUUUCUUUUCGUUACAGUUAAUACUCAUUAUAGACUUGUGUUCUUUGUUUAAGCAGUUUGCCGGAAGGAAUAAUAUAGCACAUUCAGCUGUAUAAUCUUCCAGGCUUAAUCUUUGUUUUAGAUAAAACAAUUGUCAUCUAUGGAAACCUUGGUUGCAUCGUUGU